CUGGUCCCCCGGCCGCAUCAUCCUCGAGCCAGCACCAAAAGCACCAAACCUCGUCGACUCGAUUUGAUUGACACUCACCACAUAGACCACCGACCGUCUAGAAUCCGCUGCCGUUUUCUUAUCAGCAAACUUUCUCUCCCGCGAACCCCAGCGGAAGCCGUCCAACUCCUCUCCACACCUCGCCUUUCCAAAACCGCGCACAAACAUGUCUCAAUCUGGAGCGACCGUUGCACAGGAGUGCAUAGAGAAGUACAAUGAGCUCAAGCUCGGCAAGAGCCUGAAGUACAUCAUCUUCAAACUGUCCGACGACAACAAGCAGAUUGUUGUCGAGGAGGCUUCUGGUGACAACGACUGGGAGGCUUUCCGCAACAAGCUCAUCAACGCCACUAUCAAGUCGGCAACCGGCGCCGUCAGCAAGGCUCCCCGCUAUGCCAUCUACGACUUCCAGUACAGCCUGUCGUCGGGUGAGGGUGAGAGGAACAAGAUCACUUUCAUCGCCUGGUCCCCCGAUGAUGCCAGCAUCAAGCCCAAGAUGGUCUACGCCUCGUCCAAGGACGCCCUCAAGCGCUCGCUGAACGGCAUCGCCUAUGAGCUGCAAGCCAACGAUGCCGACGAUAUCGAAUAUGACUCGGUCCUCAAGGCGGUUAGCAAGGGGCUGGCCUAAGGUGGCUGUUGCUCCCGUGGGGGCUCUCCAGUCUAUUUUUCCGCUUACCGUUUGCGCCCACCUACCAAGCAAGCCAGGGAAGAGCCAUGGAUGUGGCUCGGGAAGGAGCUGGAGGAUUGUCCAGGUCAAAUGAUUGUCAAGUCGGGAUUAUCAAAGGAUAGAGGAGCGGCUGCGUCGAGUUUCUGAGGAGCCCCCUUGGCUUUGCUGCCUCGAGGGGUACUCAGGUCUCUCCAGCUGCCACACCAGAAACGAUUGUCUUAUGAGUACAUUCGCAAUUCCGAAUGAAUGAGAAAAACGACAGCUUCCUUACCAAGACCGGGCGGUGUCUAGUUUUCUUUUCCUCUGCAGCCUUGAUCUCAAGUCGAACUUGCCAUACGUCCUAUCUUAAGGCAAGGUUUUUGAGCUUUGCUAUUCACCAUAUAAUCUAUCCUUUCCAUGCAUUAAAAUUCAUCGGUAUCAUUAGGGGUCUAUUGAGAUGUCAC
Gaeumannomyces tritici R3-111a-1 is the source of this 1146-nucleotide messenger RNA. Its product is annotated as cofilin. The transcript is spliced from 7 exons. NCBI's taxonomy places the organism in Eukaryota, Fungi, Ascomycota, Sordariomycetes, Magnaporthales, Magnaporthaceae. Gene Ontology annotation, cellular component: actin cytoskeleton; cytoplasm; actin cortical patch. The record is from RefSeq and is a predicted model, not a curated record. Gene Ontology annotation, molecular function: actin filament binding. Gene Ontology annotation, biological process: cell motility; actin filament depolymerization; actin filament severing. Bases 206 to 664 code for a protein of 152 amino acids.